Molecule: messenger RNA, 2180 nt
Organism: Exserohilum turcica Et28A
Lineage: Eukaryota; Fungi; Ascomycota; Dothideomycetes; Pleosporales; Pleosporaceae
Exons: 2
Coding region: 51-2180 (709 amino acids)
Source: RefSeq, a predicted model, not a curated record
GGCACGCUGCCCCAAGUGAAGACGUCCCUCCGCCCUACUCGCUCACCGUCAUGUCUUCUCACGAUCCCCGCUCAUCCUCGACCCAGUCGCUCGUCCCCGAACCUAUGCUGGCCGACGCUGGCCGCCGCCGCCUACUGCUAGUCUACCUCCAUGGCUUCAUGGGCGAUGAAACUAGCUUCCGCAGCUUUCCCGCCCAUGUCCACAACCUCGUGACCGUCACCCUUGCACAAUCCCAUGUAGUCCACUCCAAGAUAUACCCGCGAUACAAAUCAAGGGACUCGCUCCAAGUGGCAAGAGACAAUUUUUCAACCUGGCUGGCCCCCCAUGAAGACCAGUGGACCGAUGCCAUCCUUCUCGGUCACUCCAUGGGCGGCUUGCUCGCUGCCGACAUUGCCCUGGCCUUUCGCCAUCGCAUCAUUGGUAUUGUAAACUUUGACGUACCUUUCCUAGGCAUGCACCCCGGCAUCGUAAAGGCAGGCCUGGGCAGCAUCUUCAAUACACCCCCACCCCCACAAGAUGCCAUCGCCGCCGACACCGACCCAGAACAGAAGCUCACCAGAACAAGCACACUUUUCAACCCCAAGCCAGCCGACCCAAACUACAAUCCCAUGUUCCCCAAUGAUGUCCGUCUGCCUAACCGGUCCGGCUGGGAAAACAGCUUGCACUGGCUCACCAAGCAUUACAAAGACGGUCUAGCAGAAGCUACCAGAGGCCUUGUCAAGUCACACAUGGAGUUUGGUGGUGCCAUGGCCGAUUACAGAGGAUUGAAGGACCGCUAUGCCAAGAUACGAGCCCUGGAAGAAGACGACGAGGCAAAGAGGAAGGGCGGCAACCCUCAAUUAUGCACUGUACCCCGAAUCCGCUUCAUUAAUUAUUACACGGUCAGCACAGGAAGGCCUAAGAAACCGACUUCCCCACCUUUAAAGUCGCCCUCCCCAUCCUGUUCCCCCAGCUGUCCACAUCAGGACCCGGGCGGCGAAAUGAAUGCUCCAGGCGACAUGGUAGAAUCUGUUGACCACCACUUACAGCAACAACAGAAUAAUAGAAGCCUCUCAGUGGUAUCAUCGGAGCUGGAGUUGACUCACAUCCAACCAGACCCCAUACCAAGUUCUCCGCCACCGUGUAUCCAAGUGGACCACCAUGACCAAGGUUCCGAGCCUGCCUACUCGGACGAUCAGCUCAAUACUGUUAUUUCUGCUGAAGCCAACAAUGGUCCGCCUAAUCUUCCCGAAAUACCACCCAUUCCCCAAGAGCCGCCCUUUGUGGAUUUACUACAAUACACAGACAAGGCACAGCGCAAAGCUGCAGAGAAGGAGCAUGACCAGGCACUCAAAGAGUAUCAAAAAGCCGUAAAGGCACGCAACAAGAUGAUCAACGAGCGCACGAAGUUAGAGGAGAAAUGGGAAAAGGAGAGGGCCAGAGAGGCCAAAGAACGGGAAAAGGCGGAGAAGAAGAGAGCGGAUGAGCGCCAAAAGGAGGAAAAGAGGCGAGAACAAGAACAGGACAGAGAAAGGAAGGAACACGAAAAGGACCAACAGAACAGACUCGAGGAAACUACGCACAUGUCGGCAGAGGAGCGACAGAGGGAAAUAGAAAGAGGCCAAAGACGAGCAGAGGCUGAGCAAAGAGAGCGAGAAGCGCGACAAAGACAGAGAGAGGCAGACGUGCGUCAGGGGAAGAUAACUGCAGAGGAAGAACCCCAGCCUGUUCCCACGGUUGCUGGGCUAGACCAAGGUAUUGGCACCAUGCACCUGGGUCACCAUGAGACAGCUUCGCAGGGGCCUCGAGGUCCGUACGGCCACUAUGAAUUUUCCCGUAGCGGAAUCAUGAAUCAGCCUCCGCCAGAGAGUCGUGCCGACUCGACUUACACUCUCUCCACGACAGACAGUCGGAGCAGCCACACACCCGAAGCCGAUGCCACCGGAAACACUCUGGUCAAACCCAAGAAGCUGAAGAAAUUCUGCAUGCUACCACCCAAAGACGCUAGUGGCAAUCGAGACCCUACGUGGAUUGAGGUCUUCAUGGACAACAUGGACGAAGUCACGGCACACACGUCUCUCUUUUUCGUCAACGAGACAUAUGAGCGACUGGUUGGCGAUGUUGGGGCGAGAAUUGAAGAUUGGGUCAACGAGGUAGAUACCAUGCGCUUGAUACAAGACCUGGAGCGUGUCAAAUCAUAA